GCAGAAAGCAUCAGCCUCCGAGCGCCAAUCUGAUGUCCAAAACUGACGAUCGCUGCAGCAGCCCGCAUAAGUAUGGAUCCACGUCGGUCCUGCGGGGAGAAGGCAAUAAUAAACAUACGACAAAUGACUCACGAAUUGAGUUAGCGCUUACCGUGAAUUCUUCUAUUUAUUGUUGCAGUCCUGGAAAACCAUCAGUCGCAAGUCUUGACUUGAACGACAGCUGCUGCAACACCCUGCUCCAAAAUGACGACCUCCGCCGAACAACACUCCAGCCUCCCCUACCAUGGCUCCUGCCACUGCGGGUUUAUCAGAUACAUCACUUUCAUUCCGAUGCCACCAGCAGUUGUCCCGGAUGGGGCCAAAGGUGCCCACCUCCGAUUCUACAAGUGCAGUUGCACGACGUGUCACAAAAUGGGAAUGUUCCACCUGCGACUUCCGGACGCGCCCAACCAAUUCUUUUUACUCUCCCCGCUGGAUCGCGAUACGCUGGCUAAUUAUAAAUGCCCGAAUGGUCAUAUAAAUUGGUUCUUUUGUCCGACGUGCGGCGUGCGAUGUUUCGCGACCGUACCUCACUGGAAGCAGGACCAGAUCGAUGUCGAAAGCAUUUCGGCGGCCAUCCCCACUCGUGAUGGCAAGCCCGAUCUGCCGGGUAUAGAAGAAUCGACGAAGACGGUCACAGUCUGGCGAAUGGAUCCUGAGAUAUUCCAGGAGGAUGUGACUGGGUAUCUAACGAUCAAUGCACUUACCAUCGAUCAAGAUCAGGCCCAUGGAAAGAAUCUUGAUCUGCGCCAGCUUGUGGAUAAUAAAUUGGUCGAGUACAUGGAUUGGAACACGAAAAAGGGUGAUAGUCGAUAUGAUUAUCCUCAUGACAAGGGGACCUGGUAGAGACUCAGGCUGGCAUAGUCUGUUGGGAUUACCAAUUCGA
Messenger RNA from Aspergillus pseudonomiae, 925 nucleotides. RefSeq lists its product as uncharacterized. Gene Ontology annotation, molecular function: carbon-sulfur lyase activity. The coding region runs from base 244 to 885 and encodes 213 amino acids. NCBI's taxonomy places the organism in Eukaryota, Fungi, Ascomycota, Eurotiomycetes, Eurotiales, Aspergillaceae. The transcript has a single exon. The record is from RefSeq and is a predicted model, not a curated record.